Molecule: messenger RNA, 432 nt
Organism: Zasmidium cellare ATCC 36951
Lineage: Eukaryota; Fungi; Ascomycota; Dothideomycetes; Mycosphaerellales; Mycosphaerellaceae
Exons: 2
Coding region: 1-432 (143 amino acids)
Source: RefSeq, a predicted model, not a curated record
AUGCAGCACCAUCAUCAGCUACCAGGCUGGCAGAGCCCGGAGUACCGAUGCGUCCAAGGCGAGGAGUCCGUUUUCUUAAGCGACAGUUCAGAACCUAUGCACACUUCUCACGACGACGAGCUGCCGAACAUCGACACUUCCGUGCACGAUAUACCACUCGGAUCGUAUGACGCAGAUGAUAUUGGGCCGGGACUGAUCAGCGUCUGCAACGCAUUCUACGACGCCAUGAAGGAGCAAGACUGGACCAAGUACCAUCAGCUGUGGCAUGACAAGGUUUAUUGCAGCUUCUACGAUCAGGACUUCCAGUCGGGUCGAGACAGCUCAUACACGGAGCAGUUGCAGAUUCAUUCGGAGUUGAGCGACAGUGAAGUUUUUGAGACCAAGGCGGACGUGAAUGAUGCUGUUGAACGUGUUCAAAUGGAGGAAGUUUAG